Setaria italica (foxtail millet) is the source of this 1664-nucleotide messenger RNA. Its product is annotated as E3 ubiquitin-protein ligase CHFR. The record is from RefSeq and is a predicted model, not a curated record. Gene Ontology annotation, biological process: ubiquitin-dependent protein catabolic process; mitotic cell cycle checkpoint signaling; protein ubiquitination. Gene Ontology annotation, cellular component: nucleus. The transcript has 15 exons. Bases 71 to 1510 code for a protein of 479 amino acids. Lineage: Eukaryota; Viridiplantae; Streptophyta; Magnoliopsida; Poales; Poaceae. Gene Ontology annotation, molecular function: ubiquitin-protein transferase activity; metal ion binding.
AAACCUCAACAAAGAAGCAGCCUUCUUCCCCCCAUCCUGCUCUGCACGCACGCCGGGCCUCCCCUCCGCCAUGGAUGCCAGCGAGUGCUCCACCUCCCGGCCCCCGCAGCCCUCCCCCGCCUCCGCGUCCUCCCCAGCCUCCGCCUCCGGCGUCUGGGCCAAGCUAGUCCCCGCCGAUCCCGCCUACCCGGAGGUGGAGGUGGCCGAGGACGACGUCGUGGUCUGCUCCCUUGUCGCCCCCGCCGCCGCCGGCGGGGAGGAGGUCGCCUGGUGCGAGAUCAGGCGCAAUGGCGGGGACGCAUCGUCCGCCACCAUUCGGAACCUCAGCUCGGAUGCAAUUAUUGUUGAUGGAACAAUUGUGAAACAAGAAGCUGUUGAUAUUAAACCAGGGAGUGAGAUUGUCUCUGGACCCCAGAAAGAAGGUCAUUUGGUGUAUACCUUUGAAAUUACAGCUGCAAAGGACCAGGACAAAAAUAAUGUAAAGAUAGUACUAGAUAUCGAGAAUGCAAAGUGCAGCAUAUGCUUGAAUUUGUGGCAUGAUGUCGUUACAGUUGCUCCCUGCCUCCACAACUUCUGCAAUGGAUGUUUCUCAGAGUGGUUAAGAAGGUCUUCAUCUAAAUCGCGUGAUAAAAGCCAGUGCGCUGCAUGCCCACAAUGUAGGACAGCAGUUCAAUCAGUUGGAAGGAAUCACUUCCUACAUAAUAUUGAAGAGGCUAUAUUGCAAACUUUUUCAUCGCUACAGAGGUCUGAUGAGGAGAUUGCAUUGCUAGAGUCAUAUGCUUCGGUUAAAUCUAAUAUUGUUUUGGGGAAACAGAAAAAUCAAUCAAGGAAACGGCCUUUUCCACGUUCAACUGAUAAUAUCGACAAUGCGGAUCUGCCAUGUCCUCAAUGUCGUGGCGAAUUUGGUGGAUUUAGAUGCAGUCCAGGAGCUGCACACUUGCAAUGCGAUGGAUGUGGAGGGAUGAUGCCAGCCAGAUCUAAUGUCAAUAUACCACAAAAAUGUUUGGGGUGUGAUAAAGCGUUUUGUGGGGCUUAUUGGUGUUCACAAGGAGUGAAUUCAAGUCAUUUCAAUCUAAUCUGCAACCAGGAAACUUUCAAAAUGAUCUCUCAACGCCAUGUUUCCAGACUUCCUGACACAGUUCAUGGGGGCAACCCUUAUGAAAAAGAUAUUACUGAAAAAUGCAUACAGCAAUCAGGCAAAACAUUGCAAGCUGUAAUCUCUGAGUGGACAUCAAAAUUUGACAACAUGGAAAUUGAUCGCUCAAGGUUGCAAUUGAAUAAUGUGGAUGCAAUUACGUCCAGGACAUAUAUUUGCAACCAUUGCUACAACAAGUUCACCGAUUUCCUGCUGUACUGGUACCGCGUUUCAAUGCCCCGAAAUCUUCUUCCACCUGAUGCUGUCAACAGGGAGAGCUGCUGGUACGGUUUCCUGUGCCGCACCCAGCACCAUCGGCCUGACCACGCAAAGAAGCUGAACCACGUCUGCCGCCCGACCAGAGGGAACCCCUAGCGGCCUAGUUUCACCCCGUUCUACAAGGUCACCUCCCGUUGAUGACGGCCACAUUGUACAGUAAUUCUUCAGAAACUACUGAUGUUUGAGCACAUUUACACAUUUGGCGAUUGAUCAUGUGAAACUGUUUCUGUCAUCAGUUCAUCAUCAUCCA